ACUGUAAAGCUAAAUAAUUGUAACACUCUUGCUAAUAUCUGAUCAUUUUGGUUAAUAUUUUAACGUUUUUGGCAGAAAUGGGAUUAUCACAGAGUUCAGAAGUAUCAGAGGGAGGGACAUAUGGAUACCACGUGCACGGUGUGCAGCCAAACUCCCCGGCAGAAAAGGCCGGACUGCAGCCCUUCUUUGACUUCAUUCUGUCUCUGGACAACAGAAGACUGAAUGAAGAAAAUGAGCAGCUGAAGGAGAUCCUGAAAGCCAACAUGGAGAGGAUGGUGAAGAUGGAGGUGUACAGCACUAAAACACUGAGGGUUCGUGAGCUGGAGGUGAUGCCAAGUAACAUGUGGGGGGGGCAGGGUCUGCUGGGUGCCAGUGUACGCUUCUGUAGCUACCAAGGAGCCAACGAGAAUGUCUGGCAUGUUCUGGAUGUGGAAGUCAGUUCUCCUGCUGCACUGGCAGGUCUUCAGCCGCACAGUGACUACAUUGUUGGAGCAGAUCAAGUGAUGCAAGAUUCAGAAGACUUCUUCUCGCUGAUCGAGGCCCACGAAGGGAAACCGCUGAAGCUGCUGGUGUACAACACACAGACAGACGCCUGCAGAGAGGUGGUGGUCACACCGAACGGAGCGUGGGGCGGAGAGGGCAGUUUGGGUUGUGGGAUUGGUUAUGGCUACCUUCAUCGAAUACCAGCACAUCCUGAAGUCCCCAAGGCAGCACCUUCACUCCCUGUCCCUGAAGUGGAACCUUCUCCACAGCCACCGUCUCAUGGAUAUAUGGAGGCUCCUUUGCUUGCACCUUCAAACCAAAGUGAUGAAGUGUUAGAUGUGGAGCAGGUCAUCCUGCAGGAAACUCCUCUACCUCCACCUGUGCAGAGAGUCAUGGACCCUGGUUUCUCAGACUCUGAGGGGGCGGUGUUGAACCCUGACCCAUCAGACCUGAUGGACAGACUGGAUCUGUCCAUGUCAUCCAUCGACAUGACCAACACUGCGCUGGCCAUGCACGAGGAGAGGGAAGGGGAAAUCUCUGGUGUUGAGGAACUGGAGGAAAGUGCACUGAUCUCAUCAUCAACAGACGAGACACAAGAGCUGAGCUCUGAGGCGGUCAUGAAUCUCUCUUCUGCUCUCGCUACCAACGACUCCUUGUCAGAUUCAGGCGUCCCACCAGCUGAAACAUCUCAGUUCAUUCCAGAGUCCAGAGAACCACCUGUCUCUCUGUGUGAGACCAGCGGUACCCCACCCGUUGAUGAGUCGUCUCUCCCCGUAGAGUCUCCUGUUGAGCCUUCAGUCCCCGCUGAAGACCCUCCCUGCCCCUCUCCCGUCGACCUCCUCCAGUCCUCUGCUGUGACUGAGCCGACGGCUGAUGAUUCCCUCGCUCAGGCCAUCGCGGAAGCAGCAGGACCAGAGGAGGAGGAGUCCACAGAGCUCGACGCUGCUCAGCACUGCAGCCAUGAGAGUGACGAGGAGGAGCCAGAGGAGCAGCAUCUUGAGUAAGCUCGUAUCAGGUCAUAAGCACAGUGGAGAGUGGAGCUGACAAUCAGAAACACUACACAGGAAACUAAGGACAGAGUAAGGGAAAAGGUGUCUGGUAGUGUUGGAGCUAGAGGUCUGUUUACACCUGGUGUUAACAUUGAUCCAAAGUGAUUCAAUCAGCUUAAAUACAAGAGAGAUGACAUGAGACCCUGAUACAUUUAGGACACAUUCAGAGGUCGUCAGGAUCCUGUUCUAUUCCUUGAAAUCAGGCUUACAGUGAUGUUGGCCACUGUUUAGGCUGAUCUAAAAUUCUCUGCUGUGUCCUUUGAUAAUCUUUGCUUCAUUAUUUUUUCAGAAUGUGAAAUUGUAGAGCAUGACUUGGGAUGCAUGUAAAUAUGGGGCAGGAAGCAUUUAACACCAGGUGUAAACGGACUCUGAGCAACUCCUUGUUAGGUCAGACACAGAAACCAGCAAACGCAUUAACACACAAGUAGGUAACACACUGGUUGUUUUAUAUGAUAGAAUUCUGUCGUUACUGCCAAUAAGGUCAUAAUGUGAGCUGUUUCCUGGUGCAAAACUGGAGUGUAGACGGGUGACAAACUUUGCCUCUGGUACACUAAUGUGGUACGUACUUGAAUAUGAAAGCUUUAGGCAGACAUGCAUCUAUUUUAUUUACUCUUUUCCUGAGAUAAAAAAUAGUUUUUCAGGUUUUUUAAAUUAUUUUUCUCAUAUCUAUGGAGCACAAAAACCACAUAGUCUAUUUCAGUGACCUUGCUAUUGUUUUUUUGUCUCUAGAUUUUCAACAAAAGGAAAAAAAUUGAGUAAAUAAAAUGUAAAGAUGCAUGUCCGACGAGGGUUUUUAUACUUAACACUUCCAAAGAUGAAAAACAUUACUGAGGCAAAGCACAGCAGCACCUUAAAAUAAAAAACACUAUUUGGCAUUUUAAAGCUAACAAAGUUUUAACAGUUUAGUUUGACUUGUGUUGCCGUCAUGUGUCUACUGCCAACAUGUUUCUAAAAGGAAAUUAUCUUGUUUUUAAAAAUGGGCAAAUUUUGUGUCACUUUUUGUCCAGAGGGGUGUACAGUGAAGCAAGAUGUGUGGGUAAGCCUGCUCUGUGGGCCUAAAGUCAGAGUUUUUUGUGACAAGAGGCUGGCUUUUUUGUUUUGUUUUGUUUUGUUUUUUUAACUUGAAUAGAUUAGUGAGGUAACUUGUAUGUGGAGAGUUAGGGCUUCAAAUUAGCUGUAAAGAAGGUUUCUUUUAUAAUGAUAACCUUUGAAUGAUCUCUGCAGGCAUUAUAGAUCUUUAGCUUCAUGAAUAUGCUUAUUUAAACCUUCUGGGAUUAUGACUUUACAUUUUUUAACACCACAGAAGGAAGCUGGAUUAACAAACAGGACCAGAGUCUUUCUACAUCUGUGAACCCUUCUCCCCUCAAUUUUUACAUUUGUUCCUCGGAAAUUCAAACAUUUAAUUUAAGCAGGUCCUCACCACAGUAAGCUAUUAUGUGUAUCUCUGUCCAAAAACAUAUUUUGUCUUAAUCCCUAUUCACACAGGGUUAGUAUUACCUAGGGACC
This is a messenger RNA of Cheilinus undulatus (humphead wrasse), 3038 nucleotides long. It is a transcript of the gene gorasp1a, whose product is annotated as golgi reassembly stacking protein 1a. The coding region runs from base 78 to 1487 and encodes 469 amino acids. The record is from RefSeq and is a predicted model, not a curated record. Gene Ontology annotation, cellular component: Golgi apparatus. NCBI's taxonomy places the organism in Eukaryota, Metazoa, Chordata, Actinopteri, Labriformes, Labridae. Gene Ontology annotation, molecular function: protein binding. Gene Ontology annotation, biological process: Golgi organization. The transcript is spliced from 9 exons.